CCCCAAGGCAAAAAUGCUUGUCCAUGCCUGAUCUAACUGGUGUGUUUAUAAUGGUCUAAUCCAGCAUUUCAGUAAGACCACUACAGCUUUCUAGCAAAAGAUUGUAAGUGCCAAAAUCACCAAUCUCAGGUUUCUGCAAGAUGGAGACAUAAAGUAUGCAGUAUAAAUAUGCUCAAAGACAUCAAAUUUCACCAGAAGGUUACAAUUUGUCACUGCUGCUAUCCUUACCAAUCCACCAAAUAUGUUUCUAACAGCAAUAUUAACCUGUCUCUGUGUCAGAAAAAGUUAUCUUAUUAUUCUUAUUCUAUUGGGGAGAAAGAAUAAUAUGGUUAGAUUUGAUAUCCAGCUAAUCAGUGGCCUUAUCAGCCAUUCUAUGGAAGUGCAAUGACCUAUUCCAUUUAAAUCAAGCCAUUCCUCUGUCAUUAGCAAACUAAAAGCUUCAGCUUUGUAGGAGGAUUUAAAGGUACCACUUCCAACACUAAUCGGCUUAAAGGGACUAGCAUAACUGCAUGGUCGGAGGAGCAGAUAAAAGAAACCGGAGUUCAAACUUGUUUCAGCUAAAGGCUCUAAACUGUAUGGUAAAGAAGUAACACGCUAGGCAAAGGCUUUGAUUUUGCACCAGAAAACAAACACGAGUAAUGCCUGCGGAUUUCAACGGUUAUUGGAAAAUGCUCAGCAAUGACAAUUUUGAGGACUACUUGAAAGCACUUGAUGUAAAUAUUGCUAUAAGAAAAAUAGCCAAUAUGCUUAAACCUGACAAAGAGAUCAUUCAGAAUGGAGACCACAUGAUCAUUAGAACACUCAGUACUUUUAAAAACUACAUCAUGGAUUUCCACAUAGGGAAGGAAUUUGAGGAGGAUUUAACAGGGGUGGAUGAUCGCAAAUGCAUGACUUGUGUGACGUGGGAUGGAGAUAAACUUCUUUGUGUACAGAAAGGCGAAAAGGAAGGCCGUGGUUGGACCCAGUGGAUUGAAGGCGAUGAAAUGCACUUGGAAAUAAGAGUUUGUGGUGUCAAGUGCAAGCAAGUAUUUAAGAAGGUACACUAAAGAGACUGACACCAGAGACCAAGAAGGUGGACAGGAUGGAUGGACCUAUUGCCAAAAUUUCAGAUGCUGCUUGUUGAAAAUUUAUUCUUCCUUAACCAUUAAAAAAGAUGUCAUGACCAACAUCUACAUGUGUUACUUGAACUCUGUAGCAAGGGGUUUUUUUGUUGAACAUGCGGACUUUUAAAAGGAAAGAAUUGAAUCUUAAUGGCAUAAUUAUGGUAUGAACAUUCAGAUUAAAGCUGAUGAAAUCAGAA
Messenger RNA from Anolis carolinensis (green anole), 1300 nucleotides. Its product is annotated as retinol-binding protein 1. Gene Ontology annotation, biological process: NAD+ biosynthetic process; fatty acid transport. Bases 639 to 1046 code for a protein of 135 amino acids. Gene Ontology annotation, molecular function: fatty acid binding; all-trans-retinol binding; nicotinate-nucleotide adenylyltransferase activity. The record is from RefSeq and is a predicted model, not a curated record. Gene Ontology annotation, cellular component: mitochondrion; nucleus; cytosol. The transcript is spliced from 4 exons. Lineage: Eukaryota; Metazoa; Chordata; Lepidosauria; Squamata; Anolidae.